GCAAGUUGGAGCUAAACACUCCAGGGCCGAGUUUGGACUGGCUUCCUACGGUGAACGGGACUUUUAUUAUGGCUUUAAUAUGAUGCCGCAAGUCUGCGCCGUGUUUCUGCAUCUGUUGCGGCUUUUACAGUCUGGCUUUGACUCGGCUGGAGAAAGGAAAGUGUCCAAACACAGAGGACAACACCUGCUGAAGCGAAUGAUCUCCAUGUGACGCACUAUUAUAAGGAUGGAGUUCAUUAAAGAGGAGAGUGAAGAUGUGAAGAUUGAAGAAAUGAUAGUCAAACGAGAAGACUCUGAGGAACAAACAGACCUGAAGCCAUUUGUGUGUGAAAAGAGUUUCUCAAGCAGAGAAUCCUUGAAUACUCACCUAAAUAGUCACAGUGGAGAGAAACAUCACUCCUGCAAACUGUGUGGGAAAUCUUUUCCCUUAAAACAAUCUCUUGAUUCUCACUUGAGUUUUCAUGCUGGAUUGUUGCCGUUCAUAUGUUAUGAGUGUGAAAAAGGUUUCAAACUUAAAGGCACCUUUAAAAAGCACAUGCUAACGCACUUUAUAGAUGGCUUUUUUACAUGCCAGCUGUGUGGAAGGAAAUUCAAUACCUGGGGAUACUUUGAGCGGCACAGGAGAGUUCACACCGGAGAAAAACCUUUCAGCUGCCAACAGUGUCCAAAGACGUUUGCUCGAAAAGAACAACUCAAGCUCCACAUGAGAGUUCACACUGGAGAGAAACCGUUCACGUGCCAACAGUGUGGAAAACGUUUUGCUCAAACAGGACAACUCAAAAUCCACUCGACAGUUCACACCGGAGAGAAGCCUUUCAUCUGCCAAGAGUGCGGAAGGGGGUUUUCUCAAGCUCAGAACCUUAAGAUCCACAUGAGAGUUCACACCGGAGAGAAGCUUUUCAUCUGCCAAGAGUGCGGGAAGAGUUUCAGGCAACUAGGGGGCCUUUCAGUCCACAUGAGAAUUCACACCGGAGAAAAACCGUACACCUGCCAACAGUGUGGAUGGAGCUUCAGGGUAAAAACGAACCUUACAGCGCACAUGAUCGUUCACACUGGAGAAAAGAAUUUCACCUGCCACGUGUGUGGUGCGAGUUUCAGAGCUAAAAAAACACUUUCUUCCCAUUUGAGAAUUCAUGAGUCAUCAGAGCGAGAAGAAUUCACAUGUCAACCUGAAUGUUUGAAUGACAAAACCGUAAACGUUGAAUAAAAUGGUGAAAUUCACAUUUUGAA
Molecule: messenger RNA, 1230 nt
Organism: Danio rerio (zebrafish)
Lineage: Eukaryota; Metazoa; Chordata; Actinopteri; Cypriniformes; Danionidae
Biological process (GO): regulation of cell differentiation; negative regulation of transcription by RNA polymerase II
Cellular component (GO): nucleus
Source: RefSeq, marked validated